Molecule: messenger RNA, 6361 nt
Organism: Astyanax mexicanus (Mexican tetra)
Lineage: Eukaryota; Metazoa; Chordata; Actinopteri; Characiformes; Acestrorhamphidae
Product: mucin-5AC
Exons: 13
Coding region: 243-3494 (1083 amino acids)
Biological process (GO): cell-cell junction assembly
Source: RefSeq, a predicted model, not a curated record
UUAGGCCAAUUCCGUGGGAGAUGGGCGUGGCCUGUACGAAAACAGGUGGGCUGAGGAAUAUAACCCACCUGCUCCCGCAGCGCGCGUUCAGGCAGCACAUCUCAGCGCAGUAAACGCACGAUAUGCGAGCGCGCGGAACUUUAGCAAUAAGUUAGUCCUGUCUUCCUCUUUUCUCACUGCUGUUUUUAUUAAUUUAUAUAUUUACUUCACUUUUUGAAGACCUUCAGCUCGGGGGGAGCAGCAUGCUGACAGCGUACCGGCUCGUGCUGCCACUGCUGGCGGUGUCAGCUGUCAUUGCAACAUCAGGACUUUCCACAGAAUCUAUUGCUACCACGCCUACAACAGACUCCUCAACCACAACUUUUACUACCCAUAGCUCCAUCACCAGUGCCUCCCACUCAAAUGCUACCUCCGAAACUUCACUCCAGAGUACACAGUCCAAUAACACAGAAGCAAGUACCCACUCCUCAGUCACAACUGGAAGUGAGAGCACAGUAUCUCAAAGCCUGACCACAGUGUCCCCUGAAAACGCCACAACAUCUCAGUCCUCCAACAACACAGAAUCCAGUACCCACUCCUCAGUCACAACUGUAAGUCAUGGCGCAGGAUCCCAAAGCCUGACCACAGUGUCCCCUGAAAACGCCACAACAUCUCAGUCCUCCAACAACACAGAAUCCAGUACUCACUCCUCAGUCACAUCUGGAACUGCUGGGGGCACAGGAUCCCAAAGCCUGACCACAGUGUCCCCUGAAAACGCCACAACACCUCAGUCCUCCAACCACACAGAAUCCAGUACCCACUCCCCAGUCACAACUGGAAGUGAGGGCCCAGGACCCCAGAGCCCGACCACAGUGUCCCCUGAAAACGCCACAACAUCUCAGUCCUCCAACAAAACAGAAUCCAGUACCUACUCCUCAGUCACAUCUGGAACUGCUGGGGGCACAGGAUCCCAAAGCCCGACCACAGUGACUACAGUGUCCCCUGAAAACGCCACAACAUCUCAGUCCUCCAACAACACAGAAUCCAGUACCCACUCCUCAGUCACAACUGGACCUGCGGGCACAGGACCCCAGAGCCCGACCACAGUGUCCCCUGAAAACGCCACAACAUCUCAGUCCUCCAACCACACAGAAUCCAGUACCCACUCCUCAGUCACAUCUGGACCUGCGGGCACAGGAUCCCAGAGCCCGACCACAGUGUCCUCUGAAAACGCCACAACAUCUCAGUCCUCCAACCACACAGAAUCCAGUACCCACUCCUCAGUAACAUCUGGAACUGCGGGCACAGGACCCCAGAGCCCGACCACAGUGUCCCCUGAAAAUGCUACAACAUCUCAGUCCUCCAACCACACAGAAUCCAGUACCCACUCCACAGUCACAUCUGAACCCCUGAGCCCAACCACAAUGUUCACAACAACUCAAUCUUCAAACCACACAGAAGCAACAACCAACUCCUCAGUCACAACUGAAGGUAAGGUCACUGGACCCCACAGCCCAACUACAGUGUUCCCAUUGAACACAACAACUCCAUCCACAAACCAAACAGAAGCAACAACCAACUCCUCAGUCACAUCUGGACCCCAGAGCCCAACCACAAUGUUCACAACAACUCUAUUUUCAAAUGCGACAAUGAAUACCACAGACGGUGCCAACAGCACUAUCACUUUAGUUACCAUGCCCCCUGAACCAACGUCUCCAGGUAAUGGUUCCAACUCCAGCUUGCCAACAACCGUGCCUCCAACAGAAAGUCCUGGAGCAACUGCUAACACAACAGUUUUUUUAAACUCCACCACAGUUACAGUACCUGUGAAUGCAACGGGCACCACCUCACCUCCCACGGGAACAGAACAUUCAAACACAACCAUGUCCAUGAGCACAGGAGCUCCAAAUGUGACCCAUACUACCAACCAUACCACUCUGGCCCCAGCCAACACUACUGCGAUCCUAGAUGCAUCAACAAAACCAGGAAACACGACCACCCCUUUAACUACACCUACAGCAGCUACAACAGUACUGACAACAACAAGCAAUACAACAACUAUUCCCUCAACUACAAAUACAACAGCUCCUACACUAGCCCCACCGGAGGGCAAUACAACAACCACACCACAUACUACGCCAUUAACUACACUAAGCAAUGCUACAACAGCCACAACAAAUGCUUCUGCAACAACACCAGGCAAUACUACAACGACUCAGCCGACCACUACAAGAGAAACAACAACAGGUAACAUCACGACUACACCGGGAACGACAAGCAACACCACAGCAGGGAAUACCACAACAUUACGACCAAGCAUUAGUACAUCUCCCCCAGCAACUGUGUCCCCAACAGCCAAUGCUACAGUACCAGGUUUUAACAACACUACUCCAGAGAACAACGCUACGACUGUACCAACGCCGACCUCUACCACUAACCCUACUACUACUACUUCUGCUACUAACACAACAACCACAGCAGCAACCUGUCCGACAAUCGCCUGUCCUCCUCUCAGUGUGUGUGUAAACUCCACCUGCAAGUGUGUGGGCGGAACCUUAUUGUCAGGAGGACGCUGUGUGGAAGUAAAAGCGUUCCCGGCUACUCUGCGUGUGAUGCGGAAUUUUACGGAAGACAUGAGAAAUCCCCAGUCAGCAGCUUUUCAGCAGAUAGCUUCUGAGAUUGUGACAGCUCUGAACAGUGCUUUUCGAAACAUAGCCGGCUAUAUAAACUCUACAGUUCUGGAGUUAACGGAAGGCAGUGUGGUGGCUACGGUGAACAGUGUGUUUGAGCCCAACUCCCCCGCUACACAGAACAUCACCACGAAGGCUAUAAAUGAUGCCAUAAACAACAGCAGUAAUGGAAUUCUGGCAGGAUCUACAUUUACGGCAUCAACUUUGUGUAACUCAAACCCACCUCCAUGUGAUGUGACAACGACAGACUGUGUCGACACUGGAAGUGGCUCUCCUCGCUGCAACUGCAAGUCUGGCUUCAUUUUAACAGGAUUUGAAACAAGAAGCUGCUCAGCAUGCCCCAGCGGACAGAAGUCAGUGAAUAACGUGUGUGUGGACUGUCCGUUCGGUUAUUCUGGCUUCAACUGUAAUGACUCCUCUCUGUUGGCACUGGUGGUGGUAGCCUGUGUUUUAGGUGGGCUUAUGCUCAUCAUGAUAGUGGCCAUCAUCAUCUACAAUAUCGUAAGCAGUAAAAAACCUAAGCAGGUUCCAUACACCCACAGUCCCUACUCUCCAGCUGAAUUGCGUACUUGGCCUGCCGAAAGAAUGGCACCGAUCCCUCGGGCCACAGUUAGCAACAGUGCUGACUCAGGCACAGGAAAUGUGAUGGAGAUGAACGAGCCAGGCAACAGAAAAAGCCACUCCAAUGGAAUGACGGGUUCUUACGACCUCAUGCCUCUUGAGAACAACACAUUUAAGGGCAAAACCCCCUCACGCUACUCUUACUUGGUUCAGGGCCAUGAAAACCCCUACUUCAUCCCAGGAGAAGAGCAAAGAACAACAUGAGAGGAGGAGAAGGGGAGAAGGAGAGUUGGCGGAGUAGGGGACUAAUUCCAAAAAAGAGAAAAGAAAGAGUCGGGCAAAUACACAUUGAUGCCAUGCAGCCAAUUACCAGGGACAGUCAUUUCAACACUCUUUCAUGUAUUGCUGAAUCCAGACACACUUCAUAUAAUAUUAUAAUAGGAACUUUGAAAUUUGGUUCAGUAAACAUUUCAGUAAACAUUUAUAAAACACCCAUUUUCUGAUUCACAAAAGUGUCUUAAAAACUAAAUUGUUAAAUUUGAUUAGAUUCCCAAAAAUAGCCAAAUAGCAACGCAAUCUUAUGAAAAAUGUGAUUGUCGAAUAUUAGGCCAAUUCUUAUUUUUUUUAGAAUAUUUUUUUUUUAUUAUUUGCAUUGUUAUGUAACCAGUUGUGAGACACAAUUUUCUAUUAUUCAGGUAAAUACAUGCAGUGGCUAGUAAAAUGGAGAAGUAAAACAGAAUCGAAAUGAGCUCAAUUCCAUAAAACAAUUAAAUAAAGUAUAGCUAGAACAAGAUGGAAACAAACUCCUUGGAAAAUAUGAGAAAUGUUGGAAAGCCAUAACAACACUUUAAGAACACUAAUAAGCACAUAUUGAUAAAUUCUAUAUUUAUUUGAUUUAUUUAACUAUUUAUAAUACUAAAAUGAAUGGAGCUAUUGUAUCUUUAUUUUUUAUUUUUUUUAAGUAAAACAAUUAAACUUUUUUUGUGUUAAGGGUGUUAAGCUAAAAUGAAAACACUUUCCAAAGAAAUACAUACAAACAAGCUUACAUAAACAAAAACACUACAUAGUUCUUAUAAAGGUUUUAUGCAAGUACUACAAUAUGCCUUUAAGAAAGUCUUAAUUAUUUGAGAUUAAAACUUUUCAUUUAGGUUUUCAUUUAGUUUCAUUUAGGAUUUUUUCUAAUACACACUUUUUUAUGUAGGUCAUUUCUAUUGGUGGCUUUUAUGCUGCAUUUUUCAGCUUUUUAUCAUUAAAAAAUAGAAUUUCUACCAGACAAACAUGCAAGAUAAACUAUUUAAUAUUGAUAAUUUAACAGUUAGAAACAGAACAGAAUUGUGAGUUAAAGACUUUUGUAAACGUCCUGUCAUGGCCCAUGUUUUGUCACGUCUGGACCCUUGCAGAUCCUGCAGUAUAUGAAAGGCAGGGAGGAGCCAACCAUCUGGGCACUCGGGUGGAACCACACUGGAGGCGGUAGUAGGGGAACUGGGGUAAAAAUUAGUUAACUUAUUUAAAAGGCAGAUGGAGCUUGUUGAUUGUACGAGAAAUUAAGUGACUUAAAGCAUUGGAGUCUCCUGAUAGGAGACUAGACGCUUUGAUGUUUGAAUUAUUUUUAAGACACUUUUGUGAAGUGCUGUAGAAUCACUUAAAUGGAUCUCCUGCCUUGUGUAAGGUGAUGUAAGGUUUGGAUGGAGCUGCUUAGCCAUGGAAAUCCAUUCCAUGAAGCUCUUUAUGGUCUACUGAUCUUGAGCUAAUCAUUGUUCAUAAAGGCCACAUGAAGUUUAGAGGUCUGAAGUGAUGGACUCACUGACUCAAUUCAAUUGAAAAUUGAAGACUUCCUCUAUGGUAUUACAUCAAUGUCACCAGUCGGGGUAUAUUAACAUUUGGCCUCUACUAAUUAUUAUUUAUUGCUCUUACAGUACUAUAAAUAAAUAAAUAUAUUAUAAUAAAAUAAAGAUACUAAUGGUAUUUAAUCUAAAAUGUACAAAAUAUGCUUAACAACAUGGAAUAUUGUUCCACACUGUAGUUUAUUUAAAAUAACCUGCAUUACAAAUGCUUUUACCCUAAACUAAAAAUCACAAUAUGUACCUGAAUUAAACAUAUUUUAGACUGAUAUACAGUAUUUAGACUGACAAAACUGACAACCGUAUAUAACAACUCUCUUACACCCUCAGACAUUUCCUUCUGAUUGAGCGCGCUCUUUUUUUCACCUUGUAUUUUUGCACCCCCCGACUUUUGACAUUAAUGUGACGCCAUACUGCUCUGUUAUUUUAUGUUGACAGAGCAAUUCCAUUUGGUUAUGAUAUCACUGACAGUUGACUGUGGAAUAUUUAGUAACAUUAGUGAGCACAUUUCACGACUGGGCAUGUUGCACAGGUGGCAUCCUAUACCAGUACUGAGCUCAUGAGAGCGACCCAUUCUUUCACUUAUGUGUGUAGAAGCAGUCUGCAGGUCUAGGUGCUUGGUUUCAUACACCUGUGGUAACAAGUGAUUGGAAACACACUUUUGGCAAUAUAUUGUAGUUUCUAAUUUGAUUUGAUUAAAUUUACAUUAAAUUUGGUGUUGUUCACUGAGAGAAUCCUGUGCUGCACAAUACUAAGACUGUUAAGUGGUAGACCACUUUUCACAAUGUUGACAUGCCUUACCUUUGACUGAAGGGCAUUUUUGUAAAUAUUAUUUUGCUAACGGUGAAUUUUUAUGAGCCUGCUGAAAUUUAGUACACCAAAGACUUUUUUUGUUGUGUUGCUGCAGUUGACACUAUAAACGGAAAGAUUUGAGCAAUGUUUUAUACACACGAAAUGUUUGAUUAAUUGUAUUUAUUUCGGAGUAUAUUAAGAGCUUAAUUUGAUUCCUAUUAUAUUUUUAUUUUGUGUGGCGUUUGCCACUAGAAAGGGGUGGGGUUUAAUAGCGCCCCCUGCCUGGCACAAAGGGGAAGCUUAUUUUUCUUACUCUUUUUACUUUUAUCUUGUUUUGUCUUUUUAUUUCAUUGCAAAUUAAACAGCAUGUGUGCAAUGUUAGGAAAUGCGUUUUUGAAACAGCAAAAGAUAAAGUGAUUAAAGUUGGUUAAGGGACUUUGUGGCCAACUUUUGUAUGACCUAGGAAUCCUAUUCAUUGCACCUGGGGGGGGGGGGGGG